Penicillium pulvis is the source of this 948-nucleotide messenger RNA. RefSeq lists its product as uncharacterized. The coding region runs from base 1 to 948 and encodes 315 amino acids. The transcript has a single exon. Lineage: Eukaryota; Fungi; Ascomycota; Eurotiomycetes; Eurotiales; Aspergillaceae. The record is from RefSeq and is a predicted model, not a curated record.
AUGGGCGUCAUGCGUUUACCUCGCCCAUCGGGCAUCUACGUCCCUGGCUCUCCCCGCGUCACCACCGAAAUGAUCUCCCCACCACUCUCCCCCUCUUUCAAUUUUGAUUCCGAGGCUGUUCUUCCAACGAUCCUACCAGCACUGGAGUACAUCUCCUCAAAACUCCAACAAAGAUUGAUGCACGUCACCCUCCUCGUCGGCCGGGGCAAGCCCUUCCCAACCGGUCAAGCCUCAGACUUAAUGGUCAUCCCCAUCACAAAACUCGACCAAGUCUCCACCCGCAUUCUCGAACGCGCAAUCGCCAAGGGCGCCCGCAAAUACUCCCUAGGCACCAGCUGGAGCGAAGCACUAGACCGCAGCUACCAUGCACGCCUAGCAAACGAAUACCUCGUUCAACAAUCCAUCCUACAAAACGAAGUCCUCUUCAGCCAGGAAGGUCUAACCAUCCUAAACAUGGACCGCAUCUACACAUUCAAACGCCGUCUUUGCAUCCUCUCCAGUAGACCCAAUCCUCGCCCAGAAGACCAGGCCAUGAUCUCGGCCGUAAAACUUCUCCACCGGUUAAUGGGUGAUUUCCAAGGCCGUCCAUUCAGCAAAGCAUUCUUCCACCGUGUCUAUGAGCAACUGGAUGUUCGUGAUGAACUCUUAACUGCUAUCGCUUCUGCAUACAAGAACACACAUAAGACUGAUGCGAUUAUUUUGCCUUCAAAGCUCACGGCUGAGAACUCGAAGAACUCGCCUAUUCGCUUGGUGCGCGUGCGAAAGAACCCACCGCCGGCUAAGUCUAGUCGCUGUUCGAAGCGUGGGCCGAAGACGCCUUUGUCUGCUUCGGAUGUUACGCCCAUCACGAGAAAUGAGUGGAAUAUGUUGGUUGCGCACGAUAUUCAUGAGGUUCAGCCUACCAUUACCCAGUGGACUCCAUCUGCUACUGUCUUUGUAGUGGCUUGA